Messenger RNA from Rhincodon typus (whale shark), 3883 nucleotides. It is a transcript of the gene tbc1d12b, whose product is annotated as TBC1 domain family, member 12b. Lineage: Eukaryota; Metazoa; Chordata; Chondrichthyes; Orectolobiformes; Rhincodontidae. Bases 122 to 2140 code for a protein of 672 amino acids. The transcript is spliced from 13 exons. The record is from RefSeq and is a predicted model, not a curated record.
GCCCCCUCUGGCGGCGUCACGCCCAGGUUUCCGGCAGGAGGGAGGCAGUAGGACCUGGCUGUAGCCGAGCCCGGGGCGGUCGGUGGCUCCGGUCCGGCUCGGUCAGUCAGUCAGUUGCUCCAUGUCGGGAAUGAUUUAUCUCCACAGUAACCAUGAGAGUUGCCUGCGGUCUCCUCCGGACACGGCCACGGCGCGUUUCCACAGCUACCCCGAGCCCGCCUUAGGAGAUCUUUUCAACGGCUGCUGCUCCAUGGGGGAGGCGGGGGCCAAGCGGCGGGAGGCAGGCUCUCCGCCGGGGGCUGCUCGAAACGGGGACACGGCCUGCAGCUCCCUGGCUCCCCCCGCCGCCAGCUCCUUCUCCUCCUCCUCCUCCUCCUUCUCCUCCUCGUCUUCCUCCAACACCGGAUCCCCGUCCCCGUGUCAACCCAACACCAACACUUCCGACACUUCUACCUCGGCGCCCGGCCUCGGUCACCAGGACGGCGCCUCUCCCCCGGGGCUCGGCCAGGACGAGGACACCGGCGGCUCGGAUCCCGAGGUGGUCGAGAGCCCGGGGCCGCCGCCGUCGCCCCCCGCCGCCGCUACCAGCAGCACCGAGCCCCGGGCACUGGAGGAGUUCACGGACGUCAGUCUGAAAGCGAGGAAUUCGUUCGAAGGGAACCGGAGGCAGAGCGCACCCGAGCAGUUGGCGGCUGGGCUCGAGUGUCCGGGCACGGCCCUUGGCAAUGAGCAGGGGGCCAAGCCCAAGAAGCUGGGCAUCGCCGACUACAUCAGCAGGAAUUUUUUUACUAAGAAGACCAAGGAACCCAUUCCUUCUGCUUUUAGUGCUCCUGGCUGGAAGCUAUUUGGGAAAGUUCCACCAAGGGAAAAUUCACAGAAAGAUUCCAAAACAAUACAGCAGGAAUAUGAAGCCCGAACUGGCCGAGCAACCAAAACGCCCCCCCAACCUGUACGGCGACGAAAUCUUGAGUUUGAGCCCCUGUCUACUACAGCCCUGAUCCUAGAAGAUCGACCAGCUCACCUACCUGCUAAGUCGGCAGAGGAGGCUCAACGGCACAGACAAGAAUAUGAUGAGAUGGUGGCAGAGGCAAAGAAGCGAGAAAUUAAAGAAGCACAACGAAGGAAAAGAAUUAUGAAGGAACGAUUCAGACAAGAAGAGAGCAUUGCUCAUGCUAUGAUUAUUUGGAACACAGAUAUUCUUCCCAACUGGGAGACCAUUCGCAAUACACGGAAGGUGCGUGAAUUGUGGUGGCAAGGUAUUCCACCAAGUGUUCGAGGGAAAGUGUGGAGUUUGGCUGUUGGUAACGAACUGAAUAUCACUCAUGAGCUUUAUGAAAUCUUCCUGUCUAGAGCGAAGGAACGUUGGAAAAACUUUAGUGACUUUGGAUCAGAGAAUGAAACUGAAGAAUCUGGGACAUCAAGGGCUGAUCGAGAGGCCAGUCUUGAACUGAUAAAGCUGGACAUAUCCCGUACAUUCCCUUCACUCUACAUUUUCCAGAAGGGUGGACCAUAUCACGAUCUUUUGCAUAGCGUCCUUGGGGCAUAUACCUGCUACAGGCCUGAUGUGGGAUACGUCCAAGGAAUGUCUUUUGUUGCUGCAGUGCUCAUCCUUAAUUUGGAAGAAGCAGAUGCUUUCAUAGCUUUUGCCAACUUAUUGAACAAACCCUGUCAGCUGGCAUUUUUCCGAGUGGAUCAUAGCAUGAUGCUGAAAUAUUUUGCAUCAUUUGAAGUGUUUUUUGAAGAAAAUCUUCCAAAACUCUUUUCACACUUCAUGAAAAAUAAUUUGACUCCAGAUAUCUAUCUUAUAGACUGGAUAUUUACACUAUAUAGUAAGUCACUGCCCCUGGAUCUAGCUUGUCGAGUCUGGGAUGUCUUUUGCCGCGAUGGAGAAGAGUUCCUUUUUCGGACAGCAUUAGGCAUCCUCAAGUUGUAUGAGGACAUUUUAGUGCAAAUGGACUUUAUUCAUAUAGCUCAAUUCCUUACCAAACUGCCUGAAGACAUCACAUCAGAAAAACUUUUUGCUUGUAUCACUACUGUUCAAAUGCACAGCAGCAACAAAAAAUGGACACAGGUGUUUGCUUCACUGAUGAAGGAAAAUAAGGAGGUUGAGAAAAAUCACUGUCCUACCCUGAAGAGUUAAUAUUCCUGUGGGGACAUUUGAUGUUUGUGACGGUCAGUGAGCUGGAAUUUGUUGGCAUUAAUGGUGUAGCAAUACUUUAUGGAAGUUUCUUCAGUGCAUCUCCUUAAAGUGGAUGUCUGUUGGAGUUAAGAGACUGAAUAUUGUUGGACUGUGAAUGACCCAAAGAUCUGUCUAUCUUAUCCCCAUUGAUGGGAAAAGUGUUAUGGUGCAGUUGAUCCUUUCGUGGCUUAUAUCCAACAAAAUGAAAUGUUUACACUAGUGUCAGUAUUAAAGGAAAAUUUGAGUCCUGUGCAAAGUAGUUCAUUUAUUAGCAGACUGAAAACUGAUAUGUAAAUUUGAGCACUUAGAGACCAAUCACCUUGCUGUACCUUGUUUCUGGUACACAAAGUACCUCCAAAGCUAGCUGGUUCCCAGAAACUACCUAAUAUGGACCAAAUGGAUUUUGAAUUGUUUUCUUCCAUUGUGUAGCGUUUUAGUGAUAGUCUUAUUUGGGAAGUAGCUGGUUUUUACUUUUUAAUGUGGUCAUUUUACUUACGAAGAUUUUGAAGUAAAAGGACAAAGCUGAGAGAACAUCAAAAGCAUUACUGUUCUACUUUACAGAAUCACCACUUCUGUAAGCAGCCUGCAAGUGCUUGGUGUUGAAAUAUUCCACAGCAUCCUCUAAUAUUUUCAAGCAUUUCCUGUUUCUUGUAAACCUGAGAUCUUUUAUAAUUCAAUUACUGAACUGUGGCAUUUUUUAUUCAACUACUGAAUUGUACUAUGAAUAUUUUUAUUGACCUUUGUUUCAGUAAUUAGCUGCUUUUCUGGUGCUUUCAACAAUGGAACUAAGGAUGUUGUAUCAUUUCCAGGCCUGCAGGAUAGUCUUCAAACAGAAUGGUUGAAUGUCAAAAUUAAACUUAGAUAUUGUACUACAACAGUUAAAAGUCAGUGUCUCUCAGCUGAUGAAGGCUUUGUGAUUUGUCCUCAGACAGGUGCUGUGGGCUUGACUUGCAUAACUGUGUAUGUUUUAUGAUGUGCAAUAUAUUAAAAAAACUCCAAAAUGGCAUAGUGCUUUGCACAAGUCUUGGAAUGUAACCAUGAUAACAUUCAGUAACUUUUAUUUCAAAUCAGGUGAUGAAAACUGCUGACAGCUACAAACUGUAGCAAUGUAUACUAUAUUGCAUUGCUCAGAUCUGUUGUCUGCUCAUAAUGGAAAAGUGAGAUUAUUUGUCAGUAAUCACAAAAGGGCAGAGGGCUAAUUAUCGGGCAUUUUUCUAACCUGACUUGUAAUUUCUGCAAUGAAUUUGGUGACAUUUGUGUAAAUUUAAGAUUUGUCUUGUGUGCAAAUUACAAAGUAUACUUUCUUACAUUUUUGUUUCUUUUUUAUUUGAAAGACUUUGUACUUUAUUUUCUUGUAUCCUUAAACCAGUCCCUUAGAAUUCAUCUUACUGGAGUAUAAAUAUGAAUUGUGUAGGAACUUUGUCCUUCUAAUUUGUUUUAAAGUUUCUUAAAAGGAAGUGGCAUGUUACAUAAAUAGUGUACUACAGAUUGAGUGCAAAAUACUUUGAAUUAUAAAUUUUUUAUUUAUAUAUCCUUUCAGUUAGUUAAAUGAAGUUCUUAACUUGCUUUGUAUUGUACAGAUUUUCAUACUGACUACAGAUGUAAUGUAUAUGAAAACUAAUUGUAAAUAGAAGGAAACAGUCCACAGCUAAUACCACUAAAUACCAGUUUCAUAUGUAAAUAAAGUAUGAAGUCAAGUGCCUA